CCGCCUUCCCUCCCACUCAACUGGGCCGCGAGGAAGUCGCAAGAUGGCUGAUGUCGCUUGGAAGUAAUGUUCCCCUCUGCAACAUGAAGCCGUGAGUGUGGAAGAAAGCGAGGGAGGCACCAUCGGGCUUUUAUUUUUAUUUUAUUUUAGUUACUUUUCUUUUAUUUCGUCAAACAUCCAUCUCAUUCCGCGUCGUGUCCGCCCCGGACUUGUCUUCGGGAGUUGACGCGUCAAAUCACGCCGGGGACCCUGCCAGCAGCUAACAGCUAGCCACAUAGCUAGCAAACGUUAGUAACGUUACAGCUAGCCAGUCAGCCAGGCACAUAGCUUGUUAGUUUGUUCUAAUUAAUAUUCAGACACCUGCGAGCCAACAAGCUACCGAUACAAAUAUGCUAAGAUUUGCCUGAGGUAGUGCAGAAUAAAUGUCAAAUAUUUUCGUUGUCAGAUAAAAAAAAAGAAUAACCAUUUUGCAAGCUGCUCGGUUUAACAUCAUGUCCGCGAACUGGCCAUCUAGCCUGUGGUGUGCUAACUAAUGCGCAGUAUUGCAUCUGUUUCAUGUGCACAAACCAGCAGGAUCAUUAUUUUAUUGGCAUUUUUCAAUAAUAUCCACCACCUUGCUGCAUUUCCGUUAUUUGCUGCCAACUACAUUUUUGAAGCUGGUUAUGUUAAAGCCAAAUUAUGGGAGCAGGAAAUGUGUUGAACUUUUUCUGGUUGUAGGUAGCUACACUGGCCUUGCUGGCAUCUCACCAAAAAUCCACAGGGAUGGACACUAAACUGAGAACCCACGACCAAAACUGAGAAAUUGGCAUUUCGAUAUAUCGGAAUAAGUAACGACAAGUGACACGCGUGUACAGCGCUGUAUGGUGACUAAUUUCACUAGUCUGGGUGACAGAUAAGUUGUUUUGCAGGGUUAACUAAACUACAGUUAGUCACUACAUCGGAGACCAGUUAGCUUGCCUAAAGUGCAUAGCUAGCUACGGUCUCGCCCCACAUCACAUUUCAAACACGGCGUACAGAACGUAUUCAGAGCCUGCUCCCGGCCAGACACACCGGCUUAACAACACAGUCAUGGGAGUGCAGGGUUUUCAAGAGUAUUUAGAGAAGCGGUGUCCCGGGGCCGCAGUCCCGGUGGACCUCCUGAAGCUUGCCCGUACCGCGGCCCGCCAGCCCCCUCACCACCAUCACCCACACCACCACCCACAUCACCCAGGGCCCAUGCCUCCCCCGCCCCCGCCUGCCAGGAUCCUAAUCGACGCUGACUCCGGCCUGCAGCGCCUCUACGGCGGCUACCAGACGGACUGGGUGUGCGGGGGCGAGUGGAACGCCAUGCUGGGCUACCUGGCUGCCCUGUCGCAGGCCUGUCUGUACCAGGGUGGCCUGGAGCUCGUCGUGGUUUUCAAUGGCACAUUGGGGAAGGAGCGCUGGCCCGAGUGGGCGCGGCGAGCGCAGGGCCAGCGACAGACGGCGCAGCUGAUAGUCAACCACGUCGGCAGCAAGGCCACCCCGCCUCCCCGGGCAUGGUUCCUGCCCCCGGCCUGCCUCAGCCACUGCGUCCGCCUCGCCAUGUUCCGCUUCCGAGUGCGGGUUGUACAGACUUUGGAGGACCACCACCAGGAAGUGCUGUCUCUCUACAGGGACUUUGGAUUCGCUGGCCUCAUUGCUCAGGAUUCUGAGUUCGCCCUCUGCAACGUACCCGCCUACUUCUCGUCGCAUGCGCUCAAACUGAGCUGGAACGGCAAGAACCUGACCACGCAUCAGUACCUGCUGUCUGAGGCUGCCAGGCAGCUCGGGCUGAAGACACAGCACCUGCCCUGCUUUGCUGCUCUGCUGGGAAAUCAUAUUCUGCCUGAUGAGGACCUGGCUGCCUUCCACUGGAGUCUGCUGGGACCAGAACACCCACUAGCUUCUCUUAAGGUGCGAGCCCACCAGUUGGUGCUGCCGCCCUGCGAGGUGGUGAUCAAGGCCGUCUCGGAGUACGUGUCCUCCAUCAAAGACCUGGGGAACCUCGACGCCAUCGCCAGAGAUGUCUUCAAACAGUCACAGUCUCGUAUGGAGGACAAGGUGGAGCGAUUCAAGAAAGCUGUGGAGUACUUCUCCGCCGCCUCCAAACCUCGCUCGCCCAACAUGGGGCCCUCCUCUUUUAUCUUACCUGGGUUUGGAUUUGGGGGACCACCUGGUCACAUGGGACCUAUACAGCCUGGAAAGAAUCAGUUUCCUCCUCCCCAGGUUCCAGGGUUAAAGCCACCCUAUCAGAAUGCUCCAUACGGACCCGGCUCCAACCCUCUGUUCCCGAACGCGCCGCCACCGUCCCAAGACUGCAACGAUUCGCUGACGAGCAAGAUGGGCUUCUCCGAUUGGUCGGCUCCAUAUGAUUCCACUCAGGGGGGAAAUCGAUUACCCAAUCAUCACGCCGCCACUCAGUCUGUUCCCUCUCCAUCUCCUUCAUCGUCAUCAGACGGAGAUGAACCUAACGACAGCAACGCAAACCAUUUGACAGACAAGCCCUCUCGGUGGGAGGAUCCUGCUGGAAGGGGGGGCUCGGCCUCCGGAGAUGGUUCCCAAGGCAACGGGAGCGUGUCACACAUUCCGUCACUGCUGUCUAUGGCGACGCGGAGUCACAUGGACAUAACCACACCCCCUCUGCCUCAGGUCAGUGCUGAGGUUCUUCGUGUAGCCGAGCACAGACAUCGAAGAGGACUGAUGUACCCCCAGAUUUACCACAUAUUGACCAAGGGAGAGAUGAAGAUGCCAGUGUGUAUAGAGGAUGAGUGUAACUCUGAGCUGCCUCCUGCCUCUCUGCUGUUCCGCGCUGGCAGACAGUAUGCCUACGGCGUCCUCUUCAGUCUGGCUGAGACACACCGCCGCCUGGAGAGGCUCGCUCUCCGCAAGAGGGCUCCCCUGGAAGUUCCUCCAGUGAUCGUCAAAGAGUGGAGCAGCGGUAAAGCCAAGUCGGCCCUGACUCCGGAGCUGGUCCCGGCCCUGUGUUUCAGGGAGUGGACCUGCCCCAACCUGCGGCGGCUGUGGUUGGGACGUGCCAGCGAGGACCGCUCCAGGAGAACCAGGGCCUUCCUGGCCUGCCUACGCUCUGACUGCCCAGCCCUCCUCAACCCAGCACAGGUCCCUCAGCAUCUGCUGCUCAUGUGCUGUGUGCUCAGGUAUAUGAUGCAGUGGCCUGGAGGAAGGAUCCUCCAGAGACACGAGCUAGAUGCCUUUCUGGCUCAGGCCGUUUCCAGCCAACUCUACGAACCCGACCAGCUACAGGAGCUCAAGGUGGAGAAGGUGGAUGCCCGUGGCGUGCAGCUGGCUUCUCUCUUCAUGGCGGGUGUCGACACAGCGCUGUUCAUCAAUGAUGUGUGUGGCCAACCGUUGCCGUGGGAACACUGCUGCCCCUGGGGCUUCUUUGACGGCAAACUGUUUCAGAGCAAACUGGCCCGGGCUGCUCGCGACCGGGCCGCCCUGCUGGACAUGUGUGAAGGGCAGGAGGAGCUGGUGUCCAAGGUGGAGAAGAUGCGUCAAGCAAUCCUCGAGGGCAUCAACCUGUCCCGCCCUCCUCCCCCUCCCCCUCCUCUUCCACCUCCCGCCUUCCUCCCCCCAGCCAUGGUGCCCCCUUUCUACCCCAUGCCUCCCCUCUACCCACCCCGCCCCAUGGACAUGCCUCAUCAUCAUCAUCACCCGCAUCACCCGCAUCACCCUGCCCAGCACAGACCCAGAGCCUUCCCAGGACUUCAGUCCAUCCCCCCUCAGGGAGGGAAACUGGAGAUAGCUGGCAUGGUCGUUGGCCAGUGGGCUGGGAACAAACCAGUCCGUGGGAGAGGGGGGUUCAACAUGCAUGUGGUGUCCGUGGGAGCAGGCAGAGGGAGGGGUAAAGAGAUUCCAGCUAAAGUAAGGGCGGUGAAAAAGGCACCCACCAACAGAACACAGACUUCGCCGCCCCCCCCAUCCAGCAGUCCCCCAAAGCCCUCAGAGGAGGCGGCCUGCACGCCAGAGGUUGCGACUCAGCAGCUGAACGGUAGCUCAGCUGCCUCAGCCAUUGGCCAGCCCUUGGAGCUGGCCCCCCUGGCCCAGCCAAUCCCGUGUGCCUUAGCCAGCAGAGACAACCAAUCCGAGGGGGUGGAAGUGGAGGCCCCCUGUUGCCUUGACGACUGCCCGUCAGACGGAGCGCUACAGAAGGAGGAGUGAUGGCACCCUUCCCAGGGUGCACUGCUCUGAGAGGGUUCUCUGUGUUUGACUGCCUUUCCCUGUUUUUUGUAGCCCUGCCUGCUAGCUGUGCACAUUACCACCUGGAGCAGGAGGUCCUCCCUGCUGCUCCACGUGGUAGGCUAAAGCAGUUAGCUAGUUACUUCCUUUUUAGUUUUCUCAUGUGGUUUUACAUUGUUUUAUGAAGAGAGUUUUUCCUCCAUGAGUCUGUAAGCGCCCCACCCCUCAAAAAUCCCAAAUGCCUCCCUCCCGCACUCAAGAGUAUAAAAUAAGCUUGAAGCCCCACCCCUAUUACGACCCACCACCUAAACGAUAACUUAUUUUAAACUUUUAUUAUAUUAUUAUUAUUUUUUUUUUUGCAAUGGUCCCGUUGUUGGAAUCUCUGCACACAGCUGUUAAGCGCGUGGUUUCGGUGACCGAUUGGAUGUGGUUUUCCAUGGUUGCAUCAUCUAGGCCUGGUCGCCAUGGUCGGUAGUUGUGUGUUUGUUGCCAUAGCCGUCUCGUGUGAGGUUUUUGUCUUGCAUUAAUUCAGAGUUUGACUCUGGAUAUGUGAGUAAGAUUUUAACAAAGUGAUUUACCAUUCUUUUGUGCAGUGACCUCCCACCCCCACCCACCCCACCCACCCGACCCACCCGUAGUACUGCUAAAAACACAAUGUUGGUAUACUUACUAGCAACAUUGAUUGAUUGGUAAUUUAUCACAGGAGCACUUCUGCACCAUCAUGGUAUUAGCGUGCUAUCUUACUUUGACCCAUGUAGCAAAGCCUAGUGCUUAGCUGUGCUAAGAGACCCCAUGAUUUUAUGCACCUUAAGCCCUAAAGUAUGCAAGAUAUUACUCUGCUCCUCCAAAAAAAAGUGCAUUAUUAUAUUAUAUCCCCCCUCCCCCCUUACCCCUUUCUCCCAAAGCUUUGAUUGUAUUACCCUAACAAAAGCACUUCAUGUUGUACUUAAAUAUAAUGGAUUGGAGCGAGCCCCUAUACAGGUGAAUUGACAGUUUAAGAGGGGUGUCCCCUGCGCCUAAAUAAAUCAUGACAUGUAGAACUGCGUUUAAAGGUAGAGAUCUAUUUGAGAGACGUCAGAAUGUUAACAGAGUGGUUUCAGACAAAGAAGCACUUUGUUUUAAAAAAA
Messenger RNA from Perca fluviatilis (European perch), 5324 nucleotides. It is a transcript of the gene fam120c, whose product is annotated as family with sequence similarity 120C. NCBI's taxonomy places the organism in Eukaryota, Metazoa, Chordata, Actinopteri, Perciformes, Percidae. Gene Ontology annotation, cellular component: nucleus. The coding region runs from base 1069 to 4179 and encodes 1036 amino acids. The transcript has 17 exons. The record is from RefSeq and is a predicted model, not a curated record.